Molecule: messenger RNA, 5256 nt
Organism: Porites lobata
Lineage: Eukaryota; Metazoa; Cnidaria; Anthozoa; Scleractinia; Poritidae
Source: the annotation of a GenBank genome assembly
AUGGAGCUGGCCUUAAAACUUUCACAGAAAAUAAAUGAAGCUUUAGCAGUACACGACAAGAAGGUGCGACCAAACGCAGGAGGUAAGAGCAGCUUGUAAUUAGUAUAUAGUUUACUGUCCCUUCACAGCCACGUUCAUCGACUCAGUUAAGCUACCCUUGAGGAGCAAUUUUAUGUUCUACGAUUAUUCUCGAUUCUAGUUGUCACAGCUUCGACAUUCUAGAGAUGAAUUAAGGAGGAGAAAAAUAUAGGGUAAGUGCGGACCCAAAGGACACAAACUUUCAGUCUAAAAGGGGAUAAAAUUAAAAAAACGUACAUUUCAUGUAUAUGAUUUCUCUCACAGGUCCACCAGUUAUGGUUGAUGUAGAAUUCAAAAUUAUCUCAAUUGGAGAAAUUAAAGAAGCUCAGAUGGUAAGAGGCACUCUAGAUUUGAUUUAGUUCAGAUGUCGCUCGGUUACUCCCGGUAUUUUUGAUCAUUUACAUCUAUCUUGCUUCUUCAUAAGUCGAAAGCAACCUGUAAACCAGCUAUUUGCUUAAAUUGUCAUAAUUAUCAUCAUUAUUAGUGGCAAUUGCUAUUAUUAUUUUUUAUGGAAGACUUUAUAGUAAAAUUAUCGUCUUUUAUAAAGUGCAAUUACGAGCCCAAUAGCCUUGGCAAUUAAACUAUGUAUAAAAGCAUUAAAAAAACAACAAUUAGGUUGGGAAUAAAAUGAAUAAUAAACUAGUAGAAAUCAACGAUAACAAUUUAAAAUGAAGAUCAAUAUUUAUGUAGUCAAAAACAGUCUCAUCUAUAAUUAAUCUUCGUGGAUUAUUAUCGCUAUUAUUAAUAUUAUUAAUAUUAUUAUUAUUAUUAUUGGUUCUUAUAGUUGGAUAACAAAAAUCAUUAAAUUGAAUUGAUUGCUGAGUGUGAGCUCAGCUUAACCUAUUAAUCCUGACCUUUUACCUAUAAAGGAAUACACAAUGGAUAUAUUCUUCCGUCAAUGGUGGACUGACCCAAGACUGGCACAUAAUAUGAGCACGCCUUUCAAUAUGGCAGGAGACGCAACUCAAAUGAUCUGGACACCAGAUACGUUUUUCUGGAAUGUCAAAGCAGCAAAAUAUCACAGGGUAACGCGAGAAAAUAUGAGAAUAAAAAUACAUGGAGAUGGAAAAGUCUACUUCAGCACAAGGUAAAGUGACUGGUAAUGCUCAUACAUGUAAAGCGUUAUUGUAAAUAUUUAUUAUUAUUAUUAUUAUUAUUAUUAUUUAUUAUUAUUAUUAUUGUUGUUGUUGUUAUUAUUAUUUGCAACCGAAACACAUCAAGUAACUAAUAAAACAAGCGUGUGCCUUUCCAAGGCUGGUUUCUAGAUGAGUGGGAUUUUAGCCAAUCAGAAACGGAAAAAUAUUUUGAGUGAAUAACAAUACUGAAUAAUACUUGGUUCCGAAGCUCAGAGAUUAAAAAAUAGAGAGAUUUUAACCACGUGGUCAAGUAUACGCUUGACUCUAAACAAGCAUUGGCCUUGUUGCAGUCAAACAAACAAACGAAUAAACAAACUCGGAAACCCUGCCCGCCCCAUUGAUUAUUAUAAGAGUUACACGGGUGACAGUUCUUACAGAUGUCAGUUCAUAGAGGUUCUCGAUGUCGCUUUUCUCACCUGGUUCUUAAAAGAAGCAGGUGUUGCUGAACUCUUAAAAAGCAUACUUAGUUUGAACCAUGCAUAUUAAAGGACCAAUAUAUCUAAUACUGUGUUUCCCAUAGAUGGUAUACGUAGUAUUUAUUCUUGGAAUAAAAAAAUUGUCUGAAUUUGUCAGGUUAUAACUUCUGUUAUUUAGGGUGGCUCGACUGGAUUUUUUAGGGAGUAUACCUCCCAACUUUGGGCGUUUACCACGUCGCCAUUAACAAAGAUAACUCAAAAAGGUUACCACAGCGGCACUGUGUAAAGAUGAAAGUUUCAUAUUUUUAUGUAUUGGCCUUCAACCUCUAAGUUGUUUUAAGGUUUGACAUAUAUUCUUUUCUUUUUAGCAUUACUUUUACAGCGCAAUGUGAUAUGAAUCUUCGCAUGUACCCAAUGGACAUUCAAGUUUGCCCUUUAACUAUAGAGAGUUGUAAGUACAAUCUCUGUUUCCUAAUAACCCUGGAUUUAUCAUGUUUUUUCAUGUCCUAAAGAUUGUUUCAUAGUAAUAAACGUCUGAAGUGAAAGUAACUGCAGUCGUUUGGUGAGCCAAUACUUUGCUUCCUGAUAUUUUAAAGUACGUUGAUCGGCUUUUUAAUUGAUUGUCUCAAAUGAAACUCCUGUUUUUUCUCACGUAUCAAUAGGCCAUUUCCGAGUUCCCCCGGGCCUCUGCUUUAAAACGAGGAUAGGUGCUCAGCCUUUGAUAUGCAAAUCAUUUUUAAAAACUCAUUUUCACAAGAAUGGUUGUGCACCUGGCCUCAUUUUGAAAGUAAGGGCUUUUGGAACUCGGAAGUGGCCUAUUGCAAGCUUGGAAAUGAGGACCAUGAGCGUCAGUCUCUUUAAAAAGUCGACAGUCGAUCAAGUUAUAAACACAACAAAUGAAAUCUAAAAAAAGACCGCAAGUCAACUACGCUGUGACACCGAUACUUGUGAUGGAUAGACAUGCCAACUUCAACGUCAACGUUAUUUGCACUGUGCAGAUGAAUUUAUCUUACACAUAGAGAAUAUAUAAUUUUGUCACAGAAAUGUACUCAAAUAUUGAUAAACGGAAAAGCUAGAGAGGAUGUGCACAGUGGCCAAAGGGGCCCAGGUUUUCGAGUUGGCCUCUGUCAUGUUUGAAAUCUAAUCUGUGGCUGCCCUCGAAAGUCGUACUUGGCAUCCGAAGGAGUCUCGUUGUUAUUCGCAAGAAAAAGAGAAAAACUUAAAUCGUCAGAUCUUUUCUUUAUAUCCAAAUAAUCUUUAACUCUUCAGUUCUUCAGAUAACAACUUAGUCUGCCUUACACGAUACGGAAGAGCGAAGGAUUACAUGGAUUGUAAACCUAAAUCACACAUGUGAUAAACAAGAACAUGGCGGCAACUAGCACGAGUCCUAAGCAAAAUGGUAACAACCACUGACCAUAAAUACUGAAAACUCCUUACUACAGCAUUGCUGUAGUAACAUAAUCAGAAAAAACCAAGGUUUAUAUUCGUUAAGAUAAGCGGGCACAUUACUAGGAUUAAAUUAGCUGCAAAAACCGUGGACGAAGAUCCUGCUAGUUGUAAACGUUGGAUCUCUAGAAAAGAGAUCAAAUCAGCCAAAAUAUAAAGAAACAAGAACAAGAAGUCCAAAGACUACUGCAAAGCUGAUUAGGCAAGCAUAAUCUACAGUAAAUAUUAUACUAACUGAAGCAUAUCUUAACCUGGGAGCUCACUCACGCGCUCAUUCAUUCCAUGUGAUUAGCUCCUCAUUAGUGAUAAAAAAUAUCUUCCACGUUUCAGAUGCACAUACCAGAGAAGAUGUUGAUUACCGAUGGAAAGGAGGCAAGUCACAGGGUGUUGAGAUUUUCUCCAAGGAAAUGGCUCAGUUUGAAUUUGUCGGAGCCAAAACGUCGACUAAGGCAAACACCAACAGCAAAGGCAAGCAAUUUUAAUCAGUUAAGAUAAAAUUUGUAGCAUUUUCGUUUAGGUCAUUUGGCUCUUCAUUUUUUUAAAUUUGAUUUUACGGACUUUAAAAUUAGUUAUUCUCUACAUGCACAGACUAGCGUUUGUCUUUUUGUCUGUAAAUAAAGGAUCCUUUACUAGUCUGCAAGCAUUUUUUACCUUCAAGAGACGUGUGUCGUACUUCAUUACCGCCACCUUUAUGCCAGCAGUGGUUCUUGUGAUUCUAAGUUGGUGCUGCUUUUGGAUCGACCGUUCUGCUGUUCCGGCACGAGUAGCUCUCUCCAUAACAACUAUUCUAACUACCAUUUUGUUGUAUGGCUCAGUCAACUCCAAUAUGCCCAAGGUAAUUUUACUGAAAUAACAAACAAGAACAUUAAGGCAGAUACUGCAAUAAGAGAUAAGCACUGCGAGAAAAAAAAAACAUUAAUCAGUUUGAUAGAACCCAAUAACGCAGGUCUGCAUCCGAAGACAAAGCUUCUCAGCCCUCAGUUUUGCUUUCGCUGUUACUUCAGGGUGUUUUUUCUCCUGGAAAUCUGAAGUACACGACCAUCAUUUCCAUUCGAGGACCAUUGCCAUAGUCAAGCAUUUUACUAUAGAUAUCUGACACCCACUUUAAACACUAGAAGAGUGACACGAUCUGGGGCGUACGAUACGCAGUGUUAGUUCCCCAAGUAAAUUCUGAGAGUGUGCAAAGGAGUCAAAGAAGCCCUGUCUUCAAGACAUUAACCUCUAAAUAGACAUGUUAAAAUUGUGGCCUUUUCCUAUAUACCUUGAAAUUUUACCCCAUAGUAGCGCCCCAAUGAGUUACUUAGCACUAAAAGUCGCUGAACGGGGCAACGUACUGUAGAAUCUAUCAAGAAUCUAUCAAGAAACUACCAAGUCACAGUUACCGGCGAAUGUUGAAGCUCGUUGCGAUUUACGUUAUAAAAAUUGUUCACAUACUGAGAAGUUUUCUUCGUGGGAUAACAGUUUACUUUCAAAACUACUGGUCCCUCGAGAAACUUGUUAAUUUUGUCUGCCGGGAACUUCAAUGUUUCUCCAGGGGCCAGACAUUAUAGUUAACUUAAUUAACGCCUUGUGACAAAAAAAAAUAUAUUUUUAAGAGAACAAGUUUUGUUUUUGCACAAGAAUAAAUUGACACGAUAGGCACAAAAAGAAGGAAAAAUAUGCGGUUUCAGAAGUAUAACUUGGUGUUUAAGGCUAUAACUUUGAAGCGGUCACGGUUUCUUCUGACUCAUCAUCACUUUUAACGUCAAUAUCAUGCCGCCUACAACAAUACUCCCAGCUUCCUUCGUUUGUGGCGUAUAGGUUUUAAUGAUAUAUAAUUAUUCAAACACUACAGUUUCGUCAUGUUGCUUCUUUUCUUUAUCUCUAUCCUUAUUAUCCUGGCUUACUUGUGUGGCACAAUUUAACGACGCGUGCAUAAGCACUGAGAUUAUAAAGUGCGUUAGUCUAAACGUUCGACGCAGGUGAAAACAAGCCUUAAUACUAAUGGCUUAAAUUUGGCUUUUUGGCAGGUAAGUUACAGUAAAGCUAUCGAUUACUUCCUGAUGACGUCACUGGGCUUUAUAUUUAUGGCACUACUGGAAUACAUCCUUGUGCUUAACACGGAUCCACGUUUCUGUACACAAAGACGAAAAGAAGAAAGAGAUGACAAGAUGAAGUCAUUAUACAAGGUAACGUGUUGA